Molecule: messenger RNA, 1956 nt
Organism: Psammomys obesus (fat sand rat)
Lineage: Eukaryota; Metazoa; Chordata; Mammalia; Rodentia; Muridae
Gene: Slc7a6
Product: solute carrier family 7 member 6
Exons: 12
Coding region: 398-1945 (515 amino acids)
Biological process (GO): amino acid transmembrane transport
Cellular component (GO): membrane
Molecular function (GO): L-amino acid transmembrane transporter activity
Source: RefSeq, a predicted model, not a curated record
CGCGCGUGUGUGUGUGCGUGCGUGUGUGUGAGGGAAGAGACCCCGGGUGGCUCUGGGAGCGUGCAAGGUCCCGAGGGUGAGGCGGACGGCGUGACGAGAUUGAAUGGCCAAAACAGAGAAAUCGAAUUAGUCCUUGCUGUGAGGAAUUAUUUUCUUGGUACCCGACUCAUUUGUGAUGAAACGACUCGAAAAGCUGUGAAUUUUCACUUAUUUUGGACAGGUCAGCCUGAGCUUGGAAGAGAGAGAGAGAGAUCCUGUCUCAAGAAAAAGAAACAAAAUCAAACAAGAGACCAGAGCCAUGGAAAAGACUAUGUAGCAAAUACUGUUGAAGUAAGAGUAUCCUAUCCAUUGUGAUUGGAAGGCCACAGUAAACACAGGUGUACAGGAUCCAUUUACCAUGGAAGCCAGGGAGCUUGAGAGCCCCACACCCACGUACCAUCUUCUCCCCAAGGCCAGCCAGCACACUGUAAAAGAAGAUGCCAGCUCACCAUCUCAAGGGUCUCCAGAAACUAUGCAGCUGAAGAAGGAGAUCUCCUUGCUCAAUGGGGUCAGCCUGGUGGUGGGCAACAUGAUUGGCUCAGGGAUCUUUGUCUCACCCAAGGGUGUUCUAAAAUAUACUGCUUCCUAUGGGCUGUCUCUAGUUGUGUGGGCCAUUGGUGGGCUCUUCUCUGUUGUGGGUGCCCUUUGUUAUGCAGAACUGGGGACCACUAUCACCAAGUCAGGGGCCAGCUAUGCAUAUAUUCUAGAGGCGUUUGGGGGCUUCAUCGCCUUUAUCCGUCUAUGGAACUCACUUCUAAUUGUUGAGCCAACCAGUCAGGCCGUCAUCGCCAUCACCUUCGCCAAUUAUAUCAUCAAGCCCUCCUUCCCCACCUGUGAUCCUCCAUAUGUGGCCUGCCGUCUCCUUGCUGCUGCCUGUAUAUGUCUGCUGACAUUUGUGAACUGUGCCUAUGUCAAGUGGGGCACACGAGUACAAGACACAUUCACGUAUGCCAAGGUCCUGGCACUCAUUGCCAUCAUUGUCAUGGGCCUUGUUAAACUGUGCCAGGGACACACUGAGCACUUUCAGGACGCCUUUGAGGGUUCCUCGUGGAAAAUGGGAAACCUCUCUCUUGCCCUGUACUCUGCCCUCUUCUCUUACUCAGGUUGGGACACCCUUAAUUUUGUAACAGAAGAAAUCAAAAACCCAGAAAGAAAUUUGCCCUUGGCCAUUGGGAUUUCUAUGCCAGUUGUGACACUCAUCUACAUCCUGACAAACGUGGCCUAUUACACAGUGCUAGACAUUCAAGAUGUCCAUAACAGUGAUGCUGUGGCUGUGACAUUUGCUGACCAGACAUUUGGUAUGUUCAGCUGGACCAUCCCCAUUGCUGUUGCUCUGUCCUGCUUUGGGGGCCUAAAUGCAUCCAUCUUCGCUUCAUCAAGGUUGUUUUUCGUGGGCUCCCGUGAGGGCCACCUCCCGAACUUUCUGUCCAUGAUCCACAUUGAGCGCUUUACACCUGUACCUGCUUUAUUGUUCAAUUGCACCAUGACACUCAUCUACCUCAUCGUAAAGGAUGUUUUCCUUCUCAUCAACUACUUCAGCUUCAGCUACUGGCUCUUUGUCGGCUUGUCUGUUGUUGGACAGCUCUACCUUCGAUGGAAAGAGCCUGACUGGCCUCGACCUCUUAAGCUGAGCCUCUUUUUUCCCAUCGUGUUCUGCAUAUGCUCCUUGUUUCUGGUGGCCGUACCCCUCUUCAGUGACACCAUCAAUUCCCUCAUUGGCAUUGGGAUUGCUGUCUCUGGGGUCCCUGUCUACUUCAUGGGUGUUUACCUGCCAGAGUCCCGAAGGCCACUCUUUAUUAGGAAUGUUCUGGCUGCUGUCACCAGAGUUACCCAGAAGCUUUGCUUUUGCGUCUUGACUGAGCUAGAUGUAGCUGAAGAGGAAAAUGUUGAGAGGAAAACUGACUAGGAGCCAGAGAU